Messenger RNA from Poecilia latipinna (sailfin molly), 834 nucleotides. Its product is annotated as endothelin-3-like. The transcript is spliced from 4 exons. Gene Ontology annotation, cellular component: extracellular region. The record is from RefSeq and is a predicted model, not a curated record. Lineage: Eukaryota; Metazoa; Chordata; Actinopteri; Cyprinodontiformes; Poeciliidae. Gene Ontology annotation, biological process: intracellular calcium ion homeostasis; vein smooth muscle contraction; regulation of systemic arterial blood pressure by endothelin. The coding region runs from base 292 to 771 and encodes 159 amino acids. Gene Ontology annotation, molecular function: hormone activity; endothelin B receptor binding.
UGGGCUUUUUAGGAGAAGUGACAUCGUGGAUCAUCGCACCGCUCUUUGCGAACGUCAUUUUAUUGAGAUACGGGCACGUUUGCAGUUGACAUUAAGACGGGAAAAUAUUAAUUCCACCUUAAUGCGCUUGCUUGGGAUCAGAUUUAUGACUUAAUUUCUAAGAGUGGGGAGCUUGAAAGCCGUCCCGCUGUCUGUCCGGACCAUGUGAGCUACGAGGAUUUACAGUAAACUUAAUGGAUGUGCGUUCUCAUCUUACUAUGAUUCCGUUUUGGAGAGUCUGACGGAGCUGAAAUGCUGCGCUUCCACACAAGUAUGAUGCUUUUCCGAUUACUGGUUCUGAUUAUUUUGCAAGGCGUUUUGAUGUCCCACGUGAAAUCCGAGAGCGACCCCAGCAGUGUUCCGGACUCCAAGGUGAUGGGCUCCACGGGAUCCGAGGCUUCAAAGCCGUCUGAGACCUCGAUGUCCAGACAAAAGCGCUGCACCUGUUAUUCCUACACGGACAAAGAGUGCGUCUAUUACUGCCACCUGGACAUCAUCUGGAUUAAUACUCCUGAGCGCACUGUGCCUUAUGGUAUGUCUAACUACAGAGGACCAAAGAGAAGGAGACGUGAUGCUACUGCAACACCAGCGCCCAAAGGUGGCCGAACUCAGACACGUCGAUGUAUCUGUGCUGUGACAGAUGCAGACCCUGGGUGUCAACGCUUCUGUCUGUCGAGCCCACAUCAGACUCGACUAUCCAGGAGUCCCCACAGAGUCCCCUGCCUUGGAUGAUGCCACAACAACCGUCCAUCUUCUGCUGUUCCUUUCUAGGUCAAUGGAUCUUUCCGCUCCCCU